Trifolium pratense (red clover) is the source of this 2093-nucleotide messenger RNA. Its product is annotated as AMSH-like ubiquitin thioesterase 1. The transcript has 14 exons. Gene Ontology annotation, molecular function: K63-linked deubiquitinase activity; protein binding; metal-dependent deubiquitinase activity. Lineage: Eukaryota; Viridiplantae; Streptophyta; Magnoliopsida; Fabales; Fabaceae. The coding region runs from base 223 to 1788 and encodes 521 amino acids. Gene Ontology annotation, cellular component: endosome; membrane. Gene Ontology annotation, biological process: protein K63-linked deubiquitination; protein K48-linked deubiquitination. The record is from RefSeq and is a predicted model, not a curated record.
UAAUAACACUGUGUUGCCAUAUUUACCCUCACAAAAAACCAAAAUGCCACGAAACCUUCUUCUGAUCUCAACAACAACAACUGUGUGCCGAAGCCGCCAUUGACGACAACGAAUCGGAGAACUUCAUCUCCAGUGCCGUGGCGGUGUUGCUUCCAAACCGAAACUCACAUCAUCAUCAUCAUCAUAUUCAUAAUUUCACAACAAGAAAAAAAAAAGAAAAAGAUGAUGACGUGUUCUUCGGAUACGAUCAACAUCGCUGCAAGAACUCAGAAACUCGAUGUUGAUAAUCGAUUUUCACUUCGUAUCUAUUACAGAAUCGCUGAUAAUAUCCUCAAACAGGCUGAUAUCUUUCGUGCAGAGAAAAAUAUUGUUGAUCUAUAUGUCAUGCUCAUGAGAUUUUGUAGUUUGGUCUCUGAGACAAUACCACGCCACCGAGAUUAUAGAACAUCUCCACAGAGCAAGAAAGAAUUAUUAAGAAAGAAAUUGUUAAAUUCUGUGAUUGAACUGGAGAAGUUGAAACCACUGGCACAACAGAAGAUCAAUGAGCUUAACAGCAGGAAACCAUACCAACACAACGGGCGGGAAAAUUUUCGUUCAAAUUAUUCAACUGAUAUUUCUCCUGUGAAAAAACAAACCAUGACUAGUUACAAUCAAAUAAAGGCAGUCGGUCAAACUGCAGGAGAGUUUGUCUACCAAGGAUCAAGGGCCCAACAGUUUCCUUAUGUAAGGCCUGUGGAAGAUAAUAUGAAAAGACUAUCUCUAACUUUCCUACCCCCAAAGGAAGAAACUCUCUCCAGACAUUCUAUUCUAGGUCCAAAUGGGCUUAAAGGGCAGUGGCAACCUCCUACUUGUGAUAAAGGGGUGAGGUAUCCAACUAUCAUAGAUCUGUCUCCGGUUGAAAUUCCAAGCCUUCACCAAUCCUUGCUUCAAAAAAACAGCCUUCAGCAAUCCUUGGAAGAUGGAUCUCUGAAUAAAAAAGAAAAUAGCAUUUCAGAACACAAUGGAUCCGAUUUAGAAUCUAUUCAUACCCAGAGCGAGGACUGUCAGGUCCAACAUGUCGAUGAAACUCCUUCGCUUAUCUCUUUUGAAGAAACAGAAGACUCUGCUCCUAUAAAAGUUAUCAGACAGCCUUCUCCUCCACCUGUACUUGCUGAAGUACAUGAUUUAAUGCCUACAGUAUCACCUCAUGUUGACGAGGCAGUAUGUAAGACAGAGACUCCAUCGUCAGAUAGUUUUGUCCGUGGCGAGUCUCCUCUUCAAUUACACAUUUCAACUGCAAUGAUGGGGAGUUUUAUGAAGCUUGCCAAGUCUAACACUAACAAAAAUUUAGAGACUUGUGGUAUCCUCGCAGGCUCGCUUAAAAACAGAAAAUUUUAUAUUACAGCUCUAAUAAUCCCAAAGCAAGAGGCAACAUCAAGUUCUUGUCAAGCUACAAAUGAAGAGGAAAUAUUUGAAGCCCAGGAUAAGCGAUCUCUUUUUCCCCUUGGGUGGAUCCAUACACACCCUACACAAUCUUGUUUCAUGUCAUCAAUUGAUGUACACACCCAUUACUCAUAUCAGAUUAUGCUGCCAGAAGCUGUUGCAAUAGUCAUGGCACCAACAGACAGUUCAAGAACCCAUGGUAUUUUUCGGCUGACAACUCCCGGUGGCAUGUCGGUCAUUAGACAAUGCCAGCAACGUGGCUUUCAUCCACACGAUCAGCCUCCAGGUGGUGGUCCCAUUUAUGAUACAUGUACAGAUGUUUUCUUGAACCCAGAUCUAAAAUUUGAUGUCAUUGAUCUUCGAUAAUAAAAGUGUUUUUUUUGUCUCUGGAUGGGUAAAAAUCUAGUCAUUGAAUUGUUCAUAUUACCAUACUUUCUAAGAUAUAUAAGUUUUACCAUUUAUCCAGCCAUAGACAUCAUAAUUUAGAUCAUGUCGGCUGUAAUUGUGGCUGUAAUUGUAAAAGAAGAAACGUUGCUCAUGGACUGUUUGUUUAUUCUUGGCUUCUACAGCUCUACUUAUUUUGUAACUAUUCACCAAUGGCAUUUUUGCCAUUGUUCUGAUCUGUAUUGCAUCCAGGAGAUUUGGUGAAAUCCUUCUUGUGAUCAUUGUUA